CUUGAGGAGCAGAAGGAGUGUAACCGGCUGCAGGGACGGAGUAGGAAGAGACAGGAACAGAAAGCAGGAUCAAACACGACACAGAGAAGAAGAAGAAGACGAAAACAGAGAGGAGUCAAACAGGAUCCGAACCCAGCCAGGUGUGUUCAGGCCACGCCCCUUCAGGUAAACACUCAGGAGUGUUCCUGAACAGAAGGAUGGAUGGAAGCCGCUCGGCAGGAAAUCCCAGCGCUGCCUUGUCUCGCACACUUCCUGCCCACGCUGAUGAGGACACGCUUGAACCUGCUGAUUGGAUCUCAGCUUCAGAGGAGAACGACCGGCAGAGAGAAGAGUCAGUCAGUCUGCCCGAGUCCCAGGAUCAACAAAGUCCUGCAGAGACCAACAAGAGCCUUAAAGAGACCAAACAGAGUCAAGAAGAGACACAACAGAGUCCAGAGGAGACCCACCAGAGUCCUGCAGAGACCCACCAGAGUCCUGCAGAGACCCACAAGUGUCCUGCAGAGACCCACCAGAGUCCUGCAGAGACCCACAAGUGUCCUGCAGAGACUCACCAAAGUUCAGAGGAGACCCACCAGAGUCCUGCAGAGACCCACCACAGUCCUGCAGAGACUCACCAAAGUUCAGAGGAGACCCACAAGAGUCCUGCAGAGACUCACCAAAGUUCAGAGGAGACCCACAAGAGUCCUGCAGAGACUCACCAAAGUCCUGCGGAGACCACCCAGAGAUCUGCAGAGAAACAUCAGAGUCCUACAGCGAAAAACAAGAGCCCUGCAGAAACCAACCAGAGUCCUUCAAAGAAACACCAGAGUCCACAUAAUCCUGCGGAUAAACACCUCAGUUCUCCAACCAAACCAGAUAAACCAAAACCAAGUCUUCGUCCUAAAAAGCAACAAAAACUGAGAGAUUCUCCUCCAACAGAAAAACAGAAAACAAAAGAUUCUCCUUCUUUAAAAGAUCAACCAGAACCAGAUCAGACCUCAACCGAACAAGACCCCCUAAAACCAAGUUCUGUUUGUACAGACCAAAAGAAACCAGGAGAUUUCUUCUGCCCAAAACAUGAACAAAAACCAGAUGACGCUCAGAAACACCAAAACCAGGAGGAUCUGUGUCCUAAACAGCAGAGACCUGGGGAGGACCCUCCUCCUCCUCACCUGAACACCCAGCAGGCUCCUCCUCCUCACCUGAAUACCCAGCAGGUUCCUCCUCCUCACCUGAACACCCAGCAGGCUCCUCCUCCUCACCUGAACACCCAGCAGGCUCCUCCUCCCUUAAAGGAUUUAACAUUUUUUACUUCAACCUUCAAUAAACAAAACCAGAAGGAGGUCAAACUCCACAUCUCUGAGCCCAAAGAUAAGCAGAACCACGACACUCCCCGUUCUCCUCUCCUGAACACCCAGCAGGCUCCUCUUCCUCCUCCUCACCUGAACACUCAGCAGGCUCCUCCUCCUCACCUGAACACUCAGCAUGCUCCUCCUCCUCACCUGAACACUCAGCAGGCUCCUCCUCCUCACCUGAACACUCAGCAGGCUCCUCCUCCUCUCCUGCACACCCAGCAGGCUCCUCCUCCUCUCCUGCACACCCAGCAGGCUCCUCCUCCUCCUCAGGUUCUCACGUCGAUGACUCAUCCGAACGAAGACUCCACCCUGGCUCCGCCUCUCACGACAGAGGUGCUCUGUGAGCAGGAGCAGGGGCAGCCCCGCCCUCUGGUCUCUUUCCCAGGUGAACCCAAACUGUGUGGCUUCCUGCAGAAGCAGGGGGGGCCCCUGAGGGCCUGGAAGCAGCGCUGGUUCACCUACGAGGAUAAAAGGAACCAGCUGUUCUACUACCGCACACCGCAGGACGUGACGCCGCUCGGCCGGAUAGAGCUCUGCAGCGCCACCUUCACCUACCCGCUGAAGGCUGAGAAGGGGACCUUCCAUAUCAAGACACCUGAACGCACCUUCAUACUCAAGGCUGUGACCCAGGAGCUGAUGCUUUACUGGCUGCAGCAGCUGCAGCUGAAACGCUGGCAGCACAGACAGAUGUCCACCUGUCCAGACCUGACAAACAACAACAACAACAACACUCCAGAGGACUUCCUGCCGGCGUUAAAGAGCCCUCUGGGUCUGGUGGGGGAGGGGGCGGCCAACGUACCGUCACAACGGACGCCGCUCACCAACAUGUCGCUCAAACAUCCGCUCAUCGAGAUCCAAAACUCGGUCCACAGUCUGCGUAAGAGGUCGUCUCAGGAGUGGAGUCAGAGUGUGUUUCAUGUAGACGCUCCACCGUGGACUCCACCCAACGCCACAGACACCAACAACACUACAGCUCCUUCAGCUCCCACGACUCCCAUUGAGCCCCCGACCCCGCCCCCCCUCCUGUCAUUGACUGAGCCGACAGGUCAGGUGUCCCCAGCUGAGGGCAGGGAGUCUCCUUCGCUGUUCGACAGACGGAACAGGAAGGCGAAGAAUCGCAGGUCGUCCACCAUGACGUUGUCCCGCACAGAGACGCUGCAGCAGGAGAAACAGAUGCUGAUGGAGGAGGUCAAAGCUCAGAAGGAGCUGGUGUGGAUCCUCCACAAAGCCUUGGAGGCGUCUCAGCUGGAGAAACGAACCUGUGCAGAGUUUCUGGCGGAGAAAGGAGAGCAGGAGCGUCUGGAACUGCUGCGACACCGCGAGCGGCAGGCGGCCGACCUGCGAGGGCGGCUGGAGGAGGCGAAGACGGAGGCGGAGGCCACGAGGAGGAGUCUGGCUCAGAGAGACGCACAGCUGGCCGAGCUGCAGGAGAACAUCGGGAUGCUGAAGGAGAAGAACAACGCCAAGCAGGAGGUGAUCAUUAAGCUGUCGGAUCAGGUGACUUCCUGUAUGUCGUCAGGUGGUGGCUCAGACUCUCAGACCUUCAGACAGCUUCAGCAGGACGUCGAGAACCUGAAGGACGACAUCGAGGCGUAUAAGACUCAGAACAAGUUCCUGAACUCGGAGAUCUACCAGCUGACCAAACUGUGGAGGACCAGUUCAGAGCAGGAGAAGAGUCUGAUGGUGAAGUGUGCUUACCUGGAGGCCAGUAACUGUCAAGUGGAGAGCCGGUACCUGAACGUCCUGCGGCAGCUGCAUGAGACCAAAUCUCUGGAUCCGGUCCAGCGGGGGGCCGUCCAGAAGAUGAUCGAGGACGCUCUGAAAGGAGAGCUGAAGAGUGUCCUCAAGCUCAACGUGGCCAGAGACCACGAUGAGUACGGCUUUAAGAUCAUCCCGGACUACGAGGUGGAGGACAUGAAGCUGCUGGCAAAGAUCCAGGCUCUGGAGAUCCGCUCACACAACCUGCUGCAUCAGGAGGCAGGAGAGCGCCCCCUGUUGAGUCGCUGGGCUCAGUACCUCGCCGGCAGGUCAGAUGAUGACCUCUGUCCCUCACCUGAGCUCAAAUGUCUGCUCCGAGCCGGCGUCCCGAAGGAGUACCGACAGCAGGUGUGGCGCUGGGUGGUCAGAACCAGAACCAGGACCAUCAGAGAGCGACACCCACAGCGCUACCAGCAGCUGUGUGAGAAGAGUCGGACGUCUCCUCAUUCGGCCUCCAGACAGAUCCAGCUGGACCUUCACCGCACCCUCACAACCAAUCAGCACUUCUCCUCACCCUCUAGCCCCGCCCUCCAGCAGCUCCGCCGCAUCCUAUUGGCCUUCUCCUGGCAGAACCCUGCUAUUGGCUACUGCCAGGGACUCAACAGGGUGGCAGCCAUCGCUCUGCUGGUUCUUCAGAGUGAAGAAGAAGCCUUCUGGUGUCUGGUGGCCGUGGUGGAAGCCAUCAUGCCUCAGGACUACUACACCAAGAACCUGGUGGCCUCUCAGGCGGACCAGCGAGUGCUGAAGGACUUCCUGUCGGAGAAACUUCCCAGACUGGCGGCUCAUUUUGAGGAUUACAGCAUCGACGUGUCUCUGAUCACCUUUAACUGGUUCAUGGUGAUUUUUGUGGAGAGUCUGCCGAGUGACAUCCUGCUGCCACUGUGGGACGCCUUCCUGUAUGAGGGCACCAAGGUGAUUUUCAGGUACGCUCUGGCUCUAUUUAAAUACAAAGAGGACGACAUCCUGAAGAUCCACGACAGCGUGGAGAUGUACCAGUACCUGCGUUUCUUCACCAAGACCAUCUCUGACGGCAGGAAGCUGAUCAGCGUCGCCUUCAACGACAUGAACCCGUUCCCCGGCCGCCUGCUGAGGAACCGGCGAGCGCUUCACCUGGAGCGCCUGCAGGCGGAGCUGCGAGAGCUGGAGGAGCAGCAGAAGGAGUUCGUCACGGAGAGCGCCGAACGUAAAGACAAAGAGCUCGACACCAUGGUCAGCGAGGAUGACGAGGAACUCUGAUCUCACUCACAGAUUUAUUUUGUUGACAAUCAGUCGACACACAGCUGCUUCUACGUUAGCUACCUGAAACUGCUGCUGCAGCUGAACACAAGUCUGAUUGUAAAGUUAACAGUUUAGCUCAUGGAUAGUUGUUAGCUAACACAAAACAUGAAUGAACUACAAGCGCUUCCGCCCAUAUAGAUCAGCACUACUACUGUAAACCCACACAAAAACUGACCCAGAUUCACUGCUGACUGACAUAGCUACACUGCUAACUGCCGUAGUUACAAUGCUAACUGACAGUUACACUGCUAACUGACGUGGUUACAAUGCUAACUGACGUGGUUACAAUGCUAACUGACGUAGUUACAAUACUAACUGACGUGGUUACACUGCUAACUGACAUAGUUACAAUGCUACUGACGUGGUUACACUGCUAACUGACAUAGUUACAAUGCUAACUGACAGUUACACUGCUAACUGACGUAGUUACAAUGCUAAAUGACAGUUACACUGCUAACUGACGUGGUUACACUGCUAACUGACAGUUACACUGCUAACUUAUGUAGUUAGAACACUAACGGACAUAGGUACACUGCUAAGUGUUGUAAUUACACUUUGCAUAUUGCAGAAGUUUCACUACUGACACAGUUAGACUGCUAACGUACGUAGUUACUCUGCUAAGUGUUGUAACUUUUCUUAUUGACGUAGUGACACUACUGACACAAUUACACAGCUAACUGACAUAGUUACACUGCUAACUGACAUAGUUACACAGCUAAUUGACAUAGUUACACUGCUAACUGACAUAGUUACACUGCUAAUUGACAUAGUUACUAAUUGACAUAGUUACACUGCUAACUGACAUAGUUACACUGCUAAUUGACAUAGUUACACUGCUAAUUGACAUAGUUACACUGCUAACUGACAUAGUUAUACGGCUAACUGCAGCUGUUCAAGUCUUCAGUCUCUUUGAAAUAUAAAAUCUGUUUUUAUCACAUGAUGAACAAAUAAACAUAGAACAACAUUUUAUUGUUAAUAAGAUUCAGGGUUUGGUUAUAAAGCCUCAGAUAAUCAUGUUCACGUCUCGCCCAGAGAGAAUUAGUGUCAUCGUUCAGUCUGAUACCACCGUUAGCUCCAUGCUAAUGUUUUAUUUUAUUUUGUCUCAUCUGACUUUUUGUUGGUGAUAAACUGUGAUUUAUUGUUCAGCUCAUUAAUUGUUAAUGAGCCGACAGUGUUCUUAGGUGGCAGUUACAGUUAUAAAGUGCCAAGUGAGAAAAUAACGCUAAUGCUAACAGAAGCUAACCUGCUUUGUUUUUGUAUUAUAAGAAGCCAAAUAAAAACAACAGGUUGACUCAAUAACUUUCCAAUAAGUCUGACGGUAAUAACUGUCAUGAAAAACUGUAGUUGUGUUAUAAAGUAAAGUAUUGUGAUGUGAACAGUCUUAGCUUCACACCUGAUGCUAACACUGGUCGCUAAUGUUUGUUUGUAUGUUUGUGAACCACUGGUUCAUUUUGUCUUCUUGUCAUCCAAAUCUUAUUUUUUAUUUUAUUUUAUUUUAUUAUGGGUUUGUAAAAAUAUUCAGUAAAUUAAAGUGUUGGAUUUGAUUUUCCUGAUGACAUCACGCUCACACGUCAUAACGUGCUCGACUGCUGAAAUUACAAACACAUACUUGUGGACUUCGGCCUGAGAUGUUUCCAUUAAUGUUUAUUAUUCCAAAACACAAAUCUUAAUAUCCAUCCAUCUAUUUUCUAACCGCUUAACCUCUUGAGGGUUGCGGGGGGCUGGAGCCUAUUCCAGCUGACACUGGGUGAGACAGACAACCAUUCACACUCACAUUCACACCUACGGACAAUUUAGAGUCACCAAUUAACCUGCAUGUCUGAAACCCACACUGACACGGGGAGAACAUGCAAACUCCGCACAGUAGGGCUCCUGCACCUGGGAUCGAA
Molecule: messenger RNA, 6259 nt
Organism: Epinephelus moara (kelp grouper)
Lineage: Eukaryota; Metazoa; Chordata; Actinopteri; Perciformes; Serranidae
Gene: tbc1d2
Product: TBC1 domain family, member 2
Exons: 18
Coding region: 198-4328 (1376 amino acids)
Source: RefSeq, a predicted model, not a curated record